AUCAAUGCAAAGUCCGAGCGAAAUGUUGUGCUGCGUUGGGUCUCGCUUCUAGUCACGGCCAUGCACGAUUUUACAUCGUGUGCGGACAGUGUGCGCAUCAGUGUUCUGUGAUAAAAGAAAUUUUUAACCAAGGACUUUGGUAUUAUUUGCCAUUUUUACAAUUAUUUCGUGCAACGUGCAUUUCGUCCGAUUAAAUUCGGUUUUCCUGCUAAGAAGCGCGUGUACAUACAUACUUUCAGAUUCGAAAGUGCCUUACUAUGUUGAUCGAGCUGCAGGCAAGUCUUUCUCGUCACAUUGUCCUACGAUAGUUUAAUUAUAGCUGCACGGCUCGUACGGACCUAGGCUUUCCCAAAAUAAUGAUUGGAUCAGCGUGGCAUCCCUCCUCGCCCUCUACUCUCGUUUCUCUUCCCUUGGGACACUUGUGUGCAGUGCUUCUGGAAGUAUACCUGUGAACAGCUGUCGUUUUACUGACCAAAACUUCGAGACGAGACUUCUAUGCUUCCUUGUUAACCUACGCUUAAUGUUUUAACAGUGUUAAUCAUAAGUUACGCCUAACUCGUGCGUCAAUCAUCCUAUGUAUUGCGACAUAAACAUAUUUUCCGCUAAGAUGCGUGAUACAGUCUUUUGAACGCAUGGUUUUAUCGACACGAAAUAAAUUGUUUCUAAAGUCAAUCUUUCCUCCUGCAUUGUCGUUUCGUCUAUGGUCUUAGAUGGCUACUGUUCAGUGUUUUAAUCACUAAGAGCCAUGGAAUCAUUCCAUGGAAUGAGUGACGAAAAUAUACAUAUAAGUGAUGUCAUGGAGGUCAUAGGGACCACUGAUCCUGGAUUUGCAGGAUAUACUGACAGAGGGGAGCAACCACCAGUGGAAGUAUGCCCUGCUAAAAAAUUAUUGCCUUAUAUUGAAAUAAUUGAACAACCAGCGAGCAAAGCUUUACGCUUUCGCUAUGAAUGCGAAGGCAGAUCGGCUGGUAGUAUACCUGGUGUAAAUAGUACACCAGAAAACAAAACAUUUCCUAGUAUAAGAAUAGUAAAUCACAAUGGCCCUACUGUAGUGAUAGUAUCUUGUGUAACAAAAGAUGAACCGUACAGACCUCAUCCUCAUAAUCUUGUUGGAAAGGAAGCGUGUAAACAAGGUGUUUGUACAGUAGAAGUAUCAUCAAAAACUAUGACAGUCACAUUCGCGAAUCUUGGUAUACAAUGUGUUAAGAGAAAGGACAUUGAGGAGGCACUUAGAAUAAGAGAAGCAAUUCGUGUAGAUCCCUUUCGAACUGGUUUCGAACAUAAAAGACAACCUACCAGCAUUGAUUUAAAUGCUGUAAGAUUAUGUUUUCAAGGUUUCAUAGAAGGAUCGCAAAAGAGAAAGUUUAAUGUGCCGUUAGCCCCAGUUGUAUCUGAUCCAAUAUUUGAUAAAAAGGCAAUGUCAGAUCUUGUGAUAUGCAAGCUCAGUCAUUCUAGUGCAUCAGUUGCUGGCGGUAUGGAAAUGAUUUUAUUGUGUGAAAAGGUUGCAAAAGAAGAUAUACAAGUUAGGUUUUUUGAAGAGAAGGAUGGACAACUGGUUUGGGAAGGAUUUGGUGAUUUUCAACCUACUCAUGUACAUAAACAGACAGCAAUCGCGUUCAGAACACCCACCUAUCGCAUACAACAGGUAGAUCAACCAGUGCAAGUAUACAUCCAGCUCAAAAGACCAUCAGACGGUGCAACAAGUGAACCAUUACCAUUUCAGAUGUUACCUCUUGGUGCAGGUAGGCCUGCUUUCUGGUCUUUACGGAAAGCAUUUGCCAAGAAGAAAACAGAUUAUAGUACAUUCGAUGAUCCUGAUUGGUUAAGGCGAAAGAGACAAAAGAUUAAUAACAAUCCAAACGUGCUAGUUUUGAGGCAUAUAGAAGCAGAAGCUGAGAAGCGUAUUGCGAUGUUAAAUCAACCAACUCCGUAUAAUUUAAAUGUCAUUAAACCAGAACCAGCAGGGAGGAUAUCUCCCUAUGGAGGCUCAGUGGGUAGUGGAGGAUCUUUUGUAUAUUCUCCAGGAAAUCCUCAACCACAGGCUGCUAUGCAAAAUUUGAGGCCUCACAUAUCACCAGGUCGCACUCCAUCGCCAAUGGAGUACAGUCCAUAUAACCCAGCGCUUGUUCAACCACAAUUAUCACCACAGUGUCAGCCAACGAGCAGUCAUCUACAACAACCAUCAACUAGCACAAACGCACAACAGUUUUUAUAUUUACAAAAUACAUUGCAACCGCAAGAACAAUUACCAUUGAACAGAGCAACACAAAACUAUGGAGACGAGUUGCAAAUGUUGAACAAUGCUGCAGGUGAAAUACAGAACAGAACAGAUGUCACAAAUGUUUUAGACAUGGACAUUCAACAGUACAAUUUUGACUGGAGUCUCAAUCCGCUUAAUUCGACAGAGCUUGCUGAAUUAGGCCAAACUCUAUCUGAAAAUCUAUCCAGUGGAUUAUCCAUCUCGGAUUCUAUUAAUGUGGACGUAAACAGUGGAGCGAACGCAGAGGCAAGCAACGUCGGAGAAAGUAACAUGACCGACAGUUUUACAAGAAUUACUAACAACACUCUUCGAGAACUGACCACUUUAAAUAAUAUGUACAAACCAGCGUAAAAAAGUUGACGACUAAAAUAUCGUGAAUUUUAUUAUUCUUAAAAUAACAAUAUAAAAGAUACGUUGUAUAAAUGUUGUUUUUCAAAUGAAAAUUUCUUUAAAUUCGUAUACUGUGAAUGUAAUUAAUAUUUAAUUGGUUGUGAUUAUACGACAGUACAUUACUGUAACACAUUAACAAUUGUAUUCUUGUAGGGUAUCUCGCCGAGUGAUCAUUAAUUUUAAAUGCAAUAUUUUUUUUCUAUGGAUUCUAACAAAUUUUUUUUAAUAUCACAGAUUAAAAUAUUUUGCGAAUAUAAGUGAUAUAUAAAAUACUGUGACUGUGAUCAAUGUGUACUGAAAAUCUACACGUUUGACGUGCAUGCAAAUAGUCUCGAUUAAGAAUUAUUCUUAUACGUGAAAUAAAAUUCGAAACGAACAAAGUACAGUGUACGUGGUAAAAGACAAUCUGCAUGCAAUAUUCGUACAAAGUAUAAUUUUUUAAGUAAAAUAAACACCCGCGCAUAGUUAUUUGUUUUACGCAUUUCGUACGCUUACAUGCAAUGUUUAACUUUUAUUUUUUACGCAUUUACGUCUGCUACAAAUUUGUUUGUAAAUAUAUAUUUUUGUAUUGGAACUAAUAUUGUAAACACAAUACUCUCAUAUAUGUGUAUGUACAUUCCAUUAAAAAAAUUCCAAUACAUGUUCCGUCCAGGUACGUUCAUUCAUACUUUAAUCAAUUCCUAUCUUUAAUUCUAGAGUUAUAUAAUUUACUUAUACAAUUACGUAGGAAAGGAGUUCACCGCUGGAUUUUAUAUAUAUAUAUAUAUAUAUAUCCAAACCAGCGAUUUGUUAUCGUUAUGAAAUAUCAUUUUGCAAUAGCUUCGUAAACAAUCAAUACUUAAUAUUAAACAUUGUUACAAAUAGGUAUAUAUCUUAAUUACAUACACAAGUGUACCUAAGAAUACAUUGUAAUUUACAUACAAUUAUACAUAUGUAAAUAAACAUGGAUACUGAAAAGUUCAAGUGCAUAAACCAAUAUAUCACACAUCAUUACGAACAUCAUUAUUUUAUUGUAAAUUUUUUUCCAAAUAUUUACACAGCAUUGCUACACAUACUAUCUUAAUCUCUAAUGUAUAUACAAGGUACGUAAAAAUAUUAUCUAAUAUUAAAUUAUCCUUAAAAAAGAGUGAGAUAUGCAAUGAUCAUAAAUAAUAAAUAUAGGGAGAAGACGCGUUUCCUUCACAAGCUCGUGAAGAAUAAAAAAACAUUUGUGUUGUUUUCCAAAAUGUAUUUACUUAAAAAUACAAUGAAAGUUCAAUUCUGAUGGAAUGGGCAGAAAUAUAGUCUGUGGUAUCGGUAUUACUGUUUACGUCGAGAGUGAUGAUGCAAUGGUAUCCUGUACAAAAGUAGUUUGAACAAGACUUAUGAACACACAAACCAAAUUCUUAGCCUAGGAUUUUUCGUUUACGUUUACUUGUGACACAAUAUUUUUUAUUUAACCUGAUUCUUAGAUUCCCUUUUUCUUCAUUUUUUUCUUUUUAAUGCUUACCUAACAAACGUAGGGAUGUAACGGUAUCUGGGCAAUCAGCCUGAUUGAUCGUAAGACCCGUUAGCACCAGCAAAGAAUUUUCUGAAUCGCGUCAAGUACUGGAGCAAACAGAACAGUUCCGUAAUCUCUUAGGCUCAAAGUACAAAACGCAAGUCGAUUUCCAUAUCUUUUGGACAUGUUGCAAACGGGGCUUGGUAUUGUUUAUUAAUAAAAUUAAAUGGACCUAUACUUAUAGUGUAUGUAUUGUAUACUAUGAACGCUAAAGUACUCAUUUUUUGCUCAGGCACCUGUACUUUAAGAUAGUUCUUUGUCAACAAUAAUCGUCAAGGUACUAUCUUGAAGUGAACACGUGAAAAUACAGCAGCAGAUUGUGUAUAAAAUCGUAGAUUAACAGAGUCUUCACGAAGAUGGUAUGGUCUGCGAACAGUACAAUAAUUACUGUCAUUAUACCUUCUCUUAUCAAAUUUUCUUAGUCCUUAUUUAAUCAUCGUAAUAUCGAAUAAAUUGGAUUUAUCGUUACACGCACAGUCCACGCCAUCUCCUUGGAUUCAAUGUGUAGCAGGGAUUCAGUCCACCAAUAGCAGUUUCACUUUUUCUUUCUUUAAUACUGCCAUUACUGUUAAUUUGUUUUUCGGAUAUUAAACCCAUCACUACUUACGAGAACGAAUCAUUUUCUCUGAUCUAACUGCGUUUUAUUUAACUAUCUCAUUCGAAAAUAUUUGUACAUUAAAACGUGGGACAUCGUCUCGCAUUCAAAUUAUCGUUACCUUUAUUUAUUAUGCAGCUAUGGUACAAUGGUAUCGUAACCGCAAUGUCUCUUCACCCUUCUUUUCUUUUGUCUACCAGUCUCCCAAACUAAGUGGUACACCAUGGACGCGGCACUCGCAACUAUCCAUCGACUUUGGCCAUAGAGUAUCUUUCAAUUAGAUGGUAACCAAUAAAUCGUAUAUUUAACGCAUUAAAAAUUACCAAACACUGAUAGAGUUCUGUGGGAGUAUGUCAUUAAUACGACACCGAUCACCAUAUACAAGAGGAAUCGCAAUAAAGAAAUACUGUCACUCGUUCUGCGAUAGUCAACGAAUCAUUGCUACGUGCUGUCCAUGACGAUGAAGUCAAAAUAAAACCACAGUACAUAAAAUCAAAUGAAUUACGCUCGGACGAGAGCAAUCGAAUAGGGAGAGUAUUCUUACCGAUUUCUUUUACAUAUUUUAUAUAUUUAUAUAUAUAUGUAUAUAUAAGUAUAUAUAGUUGAUGUACAUUAUCACUUAAAAUCUUUUUUGGAAUCCACUGUGUGAUUUGUUUCGAAAUUAAUACGCGUACACAUACGUUUAUGUGCUGAAUAAAUGGAAUAGUUAUUUGGAACAAAUAAAAAAUAUUCUGUAAUAUUUGCAACGUUUGUAAGAAAUAUUCUCUCCCCACUCUGUACUUCAAGCCUAAAGUGUAACAACCUCUCCACAUUACAUUACGUUACAUAAUAUUAUAUCGUUAAUAAUAAAAUGUUUCUUAUUCCAUAACUUUAUACAUACUAUGUAUAAUUAUUAUGCAAUGUUAAAGUCACACAUUACUCAUCCACACUACCUGGCGCGAGCGUUAUAUUAACUUGUAAUUCCUGUUUCUUCUUUUCAGAUCAAACAGGAGCACGUAGCAGAAUCUUUUUAAGACUAUUAAAAUUCAUUUUUAGUAUACAUCGAAUGUCGAGAGAUGUCCUUCUAGGUUUAUACGCAUUUAUUUGCUAUUUUUGUUGUCUUACGUAUCACUUAAUUCAUUAUUAUAUAUUUUCUUCAUCCUCGUUUCUUUUAAUUGCUCGCGCUCCUGCAGUCAUUGCAAAUACACGUAUAGAUCAAAAAAAAAAAAA
Molecule: messenger RNA, 5994 nt
Organism: Megachile rotundata (alfalfa leafcutting bee)
Lineage: Eukaryota; Metazoa; Arthropoda; Insecta; Hymenoptera; Megachilidae
Gene: Dl
Product: dorsal
Biological process (GO): canonical NF-kappaB signal transduction; response to cytokine; inflammatory response
Cellular component (GO): cytoplasm; nucleus
Molecular function (GO): DNA-binding transcription factor activity, RNA polymerase II-specific; RNA polymerase II cis-regulatory region sequence-specific DNA binding
Source: RefSeq, a predicted model, not a curated record